Molecule: messenger RNA, 1413 nt
Organism: Nicrophorus vespilloides
Lineage: Eukaryota; Metazoa; Arthropoda; Insecta; Coleoptera; Silphidae
Gene: BNIP3
Product: BCL2/adenovirus E1B 19 kDa protein-interacting protein 3
Exons: 3
Coding region: 426-959 (177 amino acids)
Biological process (GO): positive regulation of apoptotic process; mitochondrial outer membrane permeabilization
Cellular component (GO): mitochondrial outer membrane; nucleus; mitochondrial envelope
Source: RefSeq, a predicted model, not a curated record
UUCUUUUUUCAGUUUCAGUGGUGACACGCAGAUCCAUGACCAUUAGCAUCUCGACCUCCGCCUGAAACGUGUAAAACCUUUAAAUACGAGCCGCCACUGUUGUUUGUUGUUUUUUGCAUUGAGGACAACGAUUGUUUGGGUGAGCUCCGAUUGGCCGUGCGCACCUCACGUGACGACUGACGUCUAUUUACAAGGAGACAAAGAAAGAGAGUAGUAUCAACUGGUUCGUACUCUGGUAGGAAGACGACGUACUCCUGUCAAGUCACGUACGCCUCGUCUGCGAAUGUUAUUGUGUUGCUCCUUGUGAGCACUGCUGAGGAAGGUACAGCCAUCAGAAGUCUAAUACAGCCGAUAUCCAGUUGGCAACGAAAGAGCUUUCCGGAUCACUUUAAUCUCGUCCAGGAACGACGUUAAUUGCUUGAGAGAUGUCGUCGAAAUCCAGCGUUGACGAUCUUUGCGGAGAAUCGUGGGUCCAUAUUGGGUCGCUCUCGCUGAGCGGUUCGCAGGGUGGCACCCCCGGGUCCGUGACCCCGCAUGUCAACAACGAAGAAUGUAUGAGGCUGCUCAGGGAGGCCCAGAGGGAGUCCAACAACUCGUCCACUAGGGUUUCACCGAGGAGCAGCCCCAAGUCGCCGCCGAAUAGUCCGGUCCAAGGGACACCUUUGAUCAUGGAAUGGCAGUCGUACUAUGUGAAUACCGAAAAUAAAGAUGAUGCGGAGUACUUUACCGACUGGAGCAGCCGUCCAGACCAAUUGCCGCCAAAGAAUUGGAGUUUCCGUCCGCCAAAGAGAGGACCACUAAGCUUGCGUCACGCUAAGCUUGGCAACGACAACGUCUUCUCACGCAAGGGCCUCUGCACAUUGUUUUUGACCAAUCUGCUGUCGCUGUUGUUGGGCACAGGAGUAGGUAUUUGGCUUAGCAAGUACGGAUUCUUUGUUCCAGCCAUCAAAGUGCGCUAAAUUGGCAGUACUGUAUUGUGUGUCCAAGCUGUGAUCCUGAGAAUAUUGAAUAUUAUGUUUCUUUAUAUUUUUAUUAUUAUUACUGCGUAGAAUUAUGCGUGUUUACUUGUGAUUUUUUGUACUUCUUGGAUCAUAGCUUGGGCGCACAACCCUGUGUAUGAGACUGGUAUUUUCUACAUGUUGCAGUCCAGUAGGAUCAACCUUAUGGAAUUCACUAAAUGCUUACUUUUGUAUCGUCUAAAUAUUUAAUCCCAAUAUUUUUUAAUUAAUAUUACUUAUAAUAUAUUAUAUAUAUACAUACAUUUAUUGAUUAUCUUGGUGGAACAACAUUGGUUUUGUACUUUCAUAUGUAAUUCAACACUUAAUUAGGGGUUGUUCCUCCAACUGUAAUGACCACUGCAUAUUUAAGAUUUUUCUUAGUAGUUUUAGGUCCAAUAAUAUUUACAUCACUUAU